This is a messenger RNA of Puccinia triticina, 378 nucleotides long. RefSeq lists its product as uncharacterized. The transcript is spliced from 2 exons. Lineage: Eukaryota; Fungi; Basidiomycota; Pucciniomycetes; Pucciniales; Pucciniaceae. The record is from RefSeq and is a predicted model, not a curated record. Bases 1 to 378 code for a protein of 125 amino acids.
AUGGCCGUUCAACUAGCUUUCCCCCCCCAGUCUUAUGAUCAAGAUCAACUCAGGACGUUAACGAUGCUUGCAGUUCUCCAGGCUGAAUCUCGAUUAUGGAAGUCCGUUUUUGGCGCCUACGUUUGUGAUGCCAUGACCGAACGGCAAACACCCGAUGAUAUUUAUGAUUCCAUUUUGGAAUGGGCUUACAAUAAACUGCUCGGGCCGACCGGCAACACUGAACCAGGCAUCCUAACAAAAGCUCGAGCGCUUGCAGCCUUGCAUUGCUCGGUCCCACCAUCCAGCCACGGAUCAAUCAAUGGCGCCUUGCACCUCAACACAGAGCAAAUCGCGUCCCAUGCUGCUAAUUGUGAUUACAUCAGCCCAGGCUGUGUGUGA